Molecule: messenger RNA, 1920 nt
Organism: Camponotus floridanus (Florida carpenter ant)
Lineage: Eukaryota; Metazoa; Arthropoda; Insecta; Hymenoptera; Formicidae
Gene: Bx42
Product: puff-specific protein Bx42
Exons: 8
Coding region: 177-1799 (540 amino acids)
Biological process (GO): mRNA splicing, via spliceosome
Cellular component (GO): spliceosomal complex
Source: RefSeq, a predicted model, not a curated record
GUCGAUUCGUCGUUUAUGAUUUUUUUACAUGUGAAUGGUCUUUUGACUCCCCAUUCCUUACUUUCCAUUUCAUCCACCUUCGUCCAACAUGUCGACAAUCGAGGUGCUUGGUUGAAUUCGCCAUAAUAUAUCCUGGAAAUCCAGAGAGGACAAAAAAAGAAAUUGUUUCAAUCACAAUGUCUUUAACAAAUUUGUUACCCGCUCCUACCCAAGUGGUAUGGGACAAAGACGAUGAAGCACGUGAGCAAAAGUUACGCCAAAGACCUGUCUCGGCACUGGUUAAAGCAGUUGUCACAGCACCACCUUAUGGACAACGGAGAGGAUGGGUACCACGCAAUCCAGAAGACUUUGGAGAUGGCGGAGCAUUCCCAGAGAUUCAUGUUGCACAAUAUCCACUUGGAAUGGGGAUGAAAGGCAAGGAAAUCACAAGUAAUGCAUUGGCAGUACAACUUGAUGCUCAGGGAAAAGUAAAAUAUGAUCUCAUAGCGAGGCAAGGCCACAGUAAGGACAAAAUUGUUUAUAGCAAAUUGAGCGAUUUGUUACCAUCUGAGAUUACAAAUGAAGAAGAUCCUACCUUGCAACGACCACCUGAUGACGAACUUGAUGAACUCACGGAUAGAACCAAAAAAGCACUGGAAAAAAUAACAAGAUCAAAGAUCGCAGCCGCCAUGCCGGUGAGAUGCGCGGAGAAACAAGCUCCGGCGCAAUACAUACGAUAUACACCCUCACAACAAGGCCAAUCAUUUAAUUCCGGAGCCAAACAAAGGGUUAUACGUAUGGUAGAAGCCCAAGUGGAUCCAAUGGAACCACCAAAGUUCAAGAUUAAUAAAAAAAUUCCACGGGGGCCUCCAUCACCUCCAGCUCCUGUAAUGCAUUCUCCAACAAGAAAAGUAACUGUGAAAGAGCAAAAAGAGUGGAAAAUUCCACCUUGCAUUAGUAACUGGAAAAAUGCAAAGGGUUACACAAUUCCUUUGGAUAAACGUCUUGCUGCAGAUGGUAGAGGUUUGCAGCAAGUACACAUUAAUGAAAAUUUUGCAAAAUUAGCUGAGGCUCUUUAUAUUGCUGAUAGAAAAGCCCGGCAAGCCGUUGAAAUGCGCGCACAAUUGGAGAAAAAGUUAGCUCAAAAGGAAAAGGAAAAGAAGGAGGAUCAUUUGAGACAGCUGGCCCAAAAGGCCCGAGAGGAGCGUGCCGGCUUGAAAUCUAGCGCAACAUUAGAUAAAGCUGAAGAAUCACGCGAAAGGGACCAACUCAGGCAGGAACGUCACAAGAAUCGCGCUCGUGAACGAAAUUUAGCUCGUGCCGCCCCCGACAAACGCUCUCGUUUACAACGUGAACGCGAGCGCGAUAUUAGCGAACAGAUCGCGCUCGGUUUGCCCGCAAAGAGCAUUCCGAAUACGGGAGAAGCACAAUUCGAUCAACGUCUCUUCAAUAGCAGUAAGGGAUUAGAUAGUGGUUAUGGCCACGAGGACGAGUAUAAUGUGUAUGAUAAACCAUGGAAAGAUGGCAAUUCGAUUGCUUCUCAUAUUUAUCGUCCUAACAAGAAUAUCGAUAAAGACACUUAUGGGGACGAACUAGAAAAAUUGAUUAAGACGAACAGAUUCGUUCCCGAUAAAGAAUUCAGUGGAACCGAUAGGUCGGCCACGCGAUCAGGACCGGUACAAUUUGAGAAGGAGGAAGAAGAUCCUUUCGGUUUGGAUCAAUUUUUGAAACAGGCUAAGCGCGCCAGCUCAACAACAACAAAACGCAAAGAUGAACGCGAGCAACGUAAAGACGAUCGUGACAAACGAAGGAAGCAUUAAAACAAUUUAUUCAUUCAUCCAGUGAAUAUUAUUUAUUCUAUGAAAAUGAUAAAUUCCGAAAUUUCGUUUCGGAUUUUACUACUUUAUAAUGGAAUAAAAAAUAUGUUCGAUAAUAAUAAAA